Bombus huntii is the source of this 9449-nucleotide messenger RNA. RefSeq names its product AT-rich interactive domain-containing protein 2 (gene Bap170). Gene Ontology annotation, molecular function: DNA binding. The transcript is spliced from 18 exons. Gene Ontology annotation, cellular component: SWI/SNF superfamily-type complex. Bases 1604 to 7102 code for a protein of 1832 amino acids. Lineage: Eukaryota; Metazoa; Arthropoda; Insecta; Hymenoptera; Apidae. The record is from RefSeq and is a predicted model, not a curated record. Gene Ontology annotation, biological process: regulation of DNA-templated transcription.
UUUUAAACAUUCGUUUUAAACGAUGUACGAAGUGUAUAAAAUCAAUGUGUACAAAUUGAUUAUGUAUAUAAUGGAAUUUAUAGUAGUUUCACGACUGCUGGAGACUUUUUAGCGUUGCUAUUGGUCAAACGUCACGGUGGCUUCGCCUUUAUGAGAAUUCGUAAAAAGGUUAUAAUGGUGUGAUAGAGUUUCCAGUGGUAAGUAUCGUGAAUGGCAUUAAAAUUCGUCGGUAUUCUUCUGCGAUCGUAAUUCUUUCAAACGCUUCUCUGAAAACCAACGAAAUCGACAGCAGAUACAUUUUUGUGAAAUGAACUCGAAACAUAGAAUAUAUCGACGAAGGUGAUAUUAGAAACGGCAAAUUUACAAAUUGCCUCGAGAAAGUACGGAUGAUAAGCAAAUGUUUAGUAUCGAACGUUUAACGUAAAUAUACAAGAGAGAUGAGAGUUAACCGAAGAAGAAGAAACUAGGAUUAAAAAGAAAGAACAUUCGUAAAUGGGCAUGCGCAGUAAUUUGCUUUGAAAGUGAUGGUAAUGCUGUGGUAGAACCGGCAGAUGUCGGUAUAAUAUGUUAGAGUAGGUCGCGCCUCUAUCGGCGAAGCGUCACAUCAAUUCAAACGGUGCGCCAGUGACUUGAGGGGGGUCCACACCAUUUUGAAAGUAAAAAUACUGCGCGACCCGGGAUUUUGUUUGUGCGGUUCGGCGAGGGUAAAAAAGCGGCGAGGGCUAGGCUGUGUGGUAUGGUCGGGGCAACGCGGUGUCGCGCGUAAAAUGACGUAGAAUGUGCGAGGGUGUGCCGCGUGCGGUACGAGGUGUGUUAGCGGAAACGGUGUCGCGGUGUGUAGGGUCGGCGCUGACCGUAGCUAUCGUAGCGUACGGGAAAUUGGCUGUGGCUUCGCCAAUGGAUGCCAGGCAGGAGGAGACGCCAUUUUGAUAUACGGGCGCACGUCAAGCGUUCGCUCGUAGGGAAACGCGGUCUCGAGUCGGUCUGCCGCUUCGCGUAGGACCGCGCAGGUGAAUUCUGUGGUUCGCUCGGUUGAAGAGUAUCGUUGGUACGAGUGCGUGGCGCAACGUAUCCGAACGGUAUCGUUGACAAGUGACAGGUGAAUCGAUCGGGCCGCGAGGAAAGUCGCGUUGCGGCCCCGUGCCCGUAACACGGUUCGCUCGGUUGAUUGGUAGUGACUACUGUGUGUGGAACUACGUGUACAUUCGGAUUUUUCCCCACGCGGCCGAGAGUCGAGUGUGCACAGCGAGGGACAACGUAGCUAGUGUAUAUUGGUGCGCGGGGAUCCGGGGUGGCGGUGUACGCGGCAGGGAAAAGCCGCUGCUGUCUCGUUGGUUUCGCGCGCGCGAGAGAGGCCACCGGCCGACACUUUGGGCCAGGACAAGACGACCCGAUGUCGGGAGCGGGUCGCGACCCCGUGUCGACCCGUGGUCGUCCUCGUCCUCGCGUACCCAUCUCUUUCAUAGCACCAGGACACACCUGGCGUAAAUGUGCUCUCAUGAGCGCCCAUGUGCACCUCUCUUUCUGCCUGCUGCCCUUACGUGCCCUGUAAAUCCAGAGCACACCCCGAUUAGCACGCCCACGCACUCUAUCACUCGCGAAUAUGGCCAAGAUCCUCAACAAGGACCCCGUCACCUACGAGAGGGAGAGGGACAACUUCCUUAAGGACCUCCGUCAUUUCCAUGAGACCAGAGGGACUCCGUUCAAGAAAAAUCCGAAAAUCAAUGGAAAAGAUAUAGAUCUGUACUUGUUGUACGUCGUCGUUACUGCUCAUGGCGGAUGGAUAAAGGUGAAUACCAGAAACGAGUGGGCAUCGUUAUGCGAACAAUUCCAUCUACCCAACGGCUGCGUGAACAGCGGGGUUGGCCUUAAACAAAUUUACCUCAGGUAUCUGGACAGGUAUGAGAAGGUACACUUUCUAGGAGAGGAUGGCCAACAAGCUGACGACGACGACGAGGAUUCUAGACACAGAAAGUGGUCUGCCAGGGCAUUACACUCCGUUCCUCUUACUUAUAAUCAUCAUCAACACAAUGUCGCAGAAUCUCUUCGUGAUUACAAUGGCCUUUCGUCGGACCUCUACAAGCCAUCCAACUACGAUAAACUCGCACUAUCGCUUCUCUCGCCUCUUCCCAACGAACAAGACUUCGCCAUCAACGUGUGCACGUUGCUGUCGAACGAAGGCAAGCACAUCCUACGUCUCGACAAGUAUCCCCGUCUCGUCAACAUACUGCUGGCGCACGCCGGUAUCUUCGACUCGCCCGGCACACGGCAGCUCUUCAUCGAGGUCUAUUCUCGCGUGAGGAAUUACUCGAUCAACUCGUUCUGGUCGGACGUUCUCGACUCCCAGGACGUGAUAGAUCUUACGAACGAGAGGACGUUUAUGAAGAAAUCAACCGCCAGUCCGCAGACCUUCUCCAGACGGAAAAUCUUGGAGAGAGAGAAGCAGAACAGAAACGCAGCGUCGACGGAGAACGACGAGGCUUCCACGUCGAUGGAAGUCGACGGGGUGAUACCAGACUGUCCAAGAUUGGAUCCAACUGGCUCGCAUCAGGAUGAAAUUCUGAAAGAUCAAAAUCAAAACUCCAUAAAGUUUGAAGAGGAGGACAAAGAUUUGUUUUGUGUCGGACGGACGCUCGGAACGCAGGAUCCUUAUGGUCAACGUGUGCUACAAAUAGCAUCUAUCUUACGGAAUUUAAGUUUCACUCCGGAAAACGCCGCUGUAUUAGGAAGAAAUCGAUGUUUCUUGAGAUUUGUAUUGCUCUGUGUGCGGGCAAGGUGGAGUAAUUUGCACCAACUUGGUUUCGAUAUACUAGGCAACAUAGCGAAUGAAAUAAUCUUGAAAGAAGCUGGUGAAAGGAUAACCGAUGUUGUAUUGUCGUGUGUAGCAAAGGGAAUUGAAUCCCAAGACAGGUUUAUCGUUAUUUCCUGCUUGGAGGUGCUUAACAAAAUUAGCCAACAAGACAGCAACGAAGAAAUUAUUAGGUUUGGAUUAGAAGACAAUGUAUACGAACUUAUAUGCAGGUUUUUAGCCCUGAACGACAUAGCUCUUCUGGUGUAUACCUUGGAAUGUUUGUACGCGUUGACUUCGUUAGGUGAAAGGCCAUGUACCAGUGUCGCGCGCGUACGCGGAGCUAUCGACACGUUGGUCGCUCUUGUUACCGUAGAAGCGCAAAGUUACGGUCCAAAAGCAUGUAUUCUGAUGAGGGUAAUCGAGACAGUGUCCACGGUAGCACCACCACCUAAUGCUGCUCAGAACACUCCGGUUACCGCUACUGCCCCAGCUACGACAGUGUCCUCCUCCGUACCAACCACACCGGUUACAGUCACCGCGACACCAGCUCCUGUUAGUCCAGCACCGUCGCGACCAACGACACCAGCCGCCACUGCGACAAAAUCUACGACACACAAAGCAGUGGAGACGAGUAAUUCGCUUCAACAGCAGCACGCGCAUCAACAAAUCAUACAGGAAAACGAGCAGUUCGCUCUCAGUUGGUUAAGAGCUACCUUCGAACCUGCGCUUGGCGUACGUAUAGAACAGGAAGAGUUAUACAAAAAGUAUCUCGGUUGCUGCACAAAGAUCGGUAGAAGAGGCGUUAUUGCUCCGCUUCACUUUCCACGAUGCGUUAGAUGUGUAUUUGGUGGAAGCGUCGGACCAAAUCCGUUGAAAGGUGAAACAAGCGGUACUCAGUAUUACGAAGGAAUCCGAGUACGGGCCACACCUCCCCAAGUAACUUAUCCGAGCCAAACUGCGGUUGGGACUAACACAGCUCCAAUUCCAGCAGUCAACACAACGCCAGUAAAGGUGCUUCCCGUACAACAGCGUACAAUCAAGAGUAUAAGUCCUGCUCCUGAUAGCACGGCCCUAGACAAUCCUGCAUCUGGGCCUCCGAGAACCCCUGCCCCAGCGUCACCUAUCCUAAAAGCCCAAUUGUCUGCUCCACCGAAACCACCAUCCAGUAUCUCGAACACUGCAACUCAAUCCCAAAAUCCAGUCACCAAGGUUGAUUCUAAAAGUCAGGUGUCAGUGUCGCAUCCUCACCUGAGUCAAGCGUUGCUGUCAAGUGGUUCCCAAACACAGCCUCAACCACAAGUCCAGCAAGUACAGCAACAGUGUCAAACGGUCCAGGUAGUUGCAAAGGAAGAUAAUCGAAGUGGUACUACAUCCAGUUCCAUAAUAAAAAGCCUUCUGGCUACUAAGGUAACGGUCAGCAGCGACUGCAUGCCCAGUACUGCUGCGACUUGUGUGACUACCCCUACUGCCUGUGUAACAAACACUACUGCUAGCAUCGCAUCCAGCAUCAGUGCCAACCAGCUAAUAACCAGCAACCAGGUUGCGCAACGUCAACAACAACAAAGGCUACUGCAACAACAGUUAACCAAUAUAUCGCAACCACCUACAACUACAACUAGCGUAACCACAAUACUCCCAAAGACUCCUGUCAACUCGAAGCAAAAGCCAGCUAUCACACCCAUUCCUGCCAAGAAGAUACAAAGGCUCAACGGGGCCAAAUUUAUUAUCACUAAUAAUUGUGACAAGACUGAAGUAAAUGAUAAUGAGAAUGUCAACCAAAUCGUAACAUCGACAACUUCUUCCACGGUGGUUUUGAACUCAACCGAAAAUCACAUAUCGUCAACUAUUAAAGUAUGUCGGCCUCCAACUAUAACCGUAACUACAGCAAACAAAGCGAUCCAACGUUCGACUUGUACAUCGAUCGCCGAAGAUUCAGACUCGACCAACAAUUCUUUGGCAUCCAGUAGUGGUAUCGGUGGUAGUAGGGAUUGUUCUGGUGUCGGUAUAGAGGAGGACAAUUCUUUGACGAGUUUCGAGGGAAUUCUGUUAAACGGUGCACCAAGUAAUAUGGACAUCGACGCGCAGGAAGAUGGAUCUUCGAAAGAUUCGUCUAGUGUAACGUCUAAAGAAAAACCCCUGCAAAGUAUGAUGCUUGCAGAUUUGUUAGAAAGGAAAGUUGACAAGGAGCCGAUCUUAAACGGCGUGUUAGGCAAAAAUUCAAUCAAUGACAAGGGAAUGGACUUAGUAGAAAAUCACAUUAAGAAAGUACUAAAAGAAUCUCCUACUGACAUUAAAAUAAAAUCUGAAGUAGAAGAGACGGAGGUCUCCGAGGAUACUUUGAUCGAAGCACCCAGAGGGAUAAAACGAUCUGCCAGCGAAUUAGAUGAAGUAGAUGUAAAGAAAGUAAAAUAUUCCAAUGGUACGAUGUCGCCGGAUCUUGCUGUUGAUUCGACUACCGCCGAAUCUACUGUCUCGAGUAUAAAGUCUGAAGAACAGGACGAUGAUAAAGAUAACGAGAAAGUAACCGUAUCUUCUACAGCCGCGAAUCUUUAUGCUGCUCUGGCCGCGGAUUGUAUAGAAGACGAAACGGAUCUUGACGAGAACGUUAAUGUAAGUGUUAAGGAAGAACCUAUUACUGUAAAAGAACCUAUCGCUAUAAAGGAGGAACCUGUCAACACGAUGAAAGAGGAACCUAUCACGAUAAAAGAGGAACCUCACAUAUUCGUCAAUCAACUAAAUCAACAACCACCUCAACAGCAGCAGCCAUCGCAACAGCAACCACAGCAGCAACCGCAACAGCCACCACCACAAUCACAACACCCGCAACCACAAGUGCAACAACAACAACAACAACAACAACAACAGCAGCCACAAUUGCAGCCACAACAACUUAUCGUUACAGCACCUAGGCAGAUAGUAGUACAACAAACGAUUCAACCAAAUAAUCAAGUUAUUAUACCAACUGGUCCAGUGAAAGGAAGACAGGCCCAACCGCAACCGCAAGUUUUAUUGCAACAAGGAGCAGGAGGUCAAUUACAGUACGUUGUUUCUGGCGGCGUGCCUGGUCAAAAUUACGUCCUAGCUCAACCGCAAACGACAUUGGUUCAGGGUCAAGCGCAGACUGUGUUAGUAGCUCAGACGACACAGCAGCAAGGAACUGGUGCAAAAACGAUAAUUAUUUUGCAAUCUCAAGCAGCUGCGCAGCCAACCCAACAAAAAAUGGUGGCCGUCACACCUCAGGGACAACAGGUUGUUGUUACACAAGUUUCACGUCCUAUCUUGCAAAGUCCGGCACUCGGUAAUAUACCCCCGCCUUUGGUUCCAACGUCAGGCACAAUUCCACAAACUUCUAUAAUAGUGAACAGUUCCGUGGCACAAACAAAUCCCAACACAGUGACUGUCACGAUUCCUGCAAUGGCCCAACAAACACCAGUGUCAACUAGUGUACCAUCGAGAGUGGUGACACCAACACCGGCUUCUACUCCACCCCCUACCAGACCUACCACGCCUCAUCAAGCAGCUGCAACGCAUGGAUUGCCGGCGAAACAACCUGCUAAAGUAAUGAAGACUGUCAGUUCCUCAACCUCCACAGAACCGGAAUCCAAGCCGUCUACGAGCCAGAAUCAACCAGAAAAGACCAUCACCAUCAAAAUCGAUCCUAAUGCUUAUUUGUGCGAAUGGCGGGGUUGUUUAAGGCAAUUUAAAACACCGCACGAAGUUUAUCUUCAUGUGUGUGAGGCACAUUGUCCAACUGGUGGAGAGGAAAUAUUAUGUCUUUGGGCGAGUUGCGAUGCCUUAAAAAGACGUCGAUUUUCGUUAAUGACACAUUUAUACGAUAGGCAUUGUAACGCUGAGACAAUGUCGAUAAGAAGGAAACAGUUGACGGUAACAGGCAAAACCGAAGUUUCCACGUCGACACCGUCAGCUCCUCAUCAUCCUGGGUAUGCACCGAAUGCAGCAUUCCAUGCUAUUAAACGGCACGCAUUGGAAUUUGUAAAUCCAAAGGAGUUAAUGCAAAGGCCGACCAAGCCCGCUGCAGCCACUUCAAGCUCUUCUUCCCCCAGACCUGGGCAAAAUCCUCCACCAGAACAGGAUGACAACGAAGGUCCAGUGACCAAAAGUAUUCGCUUGACAGCAGCUCUCAUUCUUAGAAACCUAGUCAUAUAUUCAACACAUGGCAGAAGGCAUCUUAGAGCGUACGAACCACAUUUGGCAGGUGUCGCAUUAAGUAAUGUCGAAUCAUCGAGAACAAUCGCACAAGUUUUGUACGAUAUGAACGAUCAAAGCAGCAGUAACCAUAGUGUAAAGUGAGACAACAGAAAUAUGGUAGAAAGGAUGCUAAAAGUUUGCAAUUUGUUGCAAAAGAAAGGUGUGCUUGUGUGGUGUAUGGAAAAAGGGAAGAUGUAAAUGGCGAAGAGGAUAUACUAGUAGAGAAGAGGAUACGGCAAUGUUCCAGAAUUAUUAAAGAGGCCUAUAAACUUACUAAGCAAAUCGAUUUGCCGAUUUAGACUAUAAUAAUGUACUGUAACUAGUUAACACGAACGAAAGACAGUAGUUGAAGUGAUUACAGAUCAGUGAUAAAAGAAAAAAAAGCAAACAAAAAACGAGAUAAUAUUUCAAAUUUAAUAUUAAUAUUUAUUUUCUCAACAAGAAGCGGAAGAAAUGUUUUUAGUAAUCGUGUACAAAAAAUGAAGGACGAAGAAAAUACUUUAUGGACGUUAUAGUUAAUUACAAUGAAUAUUAUAUUAUUAUAUUAUAUUAUUAUUAUUAUUAAUUAUUAUUAAUAUUAUUGUAUGUUUUUCAUAAGUCAACCACAAGAAAACCUAGAAUGUAAAGAAAACCUUUUUAUGAAAUGUAUUUGUUAGGAAUUUAUGAUUUUGCUUAUAUAAUUGCAUAUUGCAAUUACAUGGCUAUAUUAUCGUCUCUCUUUUAUUUUAUUAUCGAGUAAUCUUAUUCUGUCAAGAUAUAACGUUGGUAAGGCAUCGCACAUAGCUUGACGAUGACGGCGUACUUCGACCGCAAGUCCAUCGUGUAUUAAAAACUCUAAGAACUUCUUCUGCUUUAAAUCGGUUUUAGCUCGGGGACUUUUAGCCACUUGUUCGACCUCUGUAUCUAACUUGAAAUCGUAAAAAGAGAUACUCUUAGUAAGAAACUUUUCUACUUUUUCGGGCAAACUGAGCGUGUCGUGUUGAAUUAUUUCCUCGAUCGUAUUAUUAUUCUCAUCUACGCAUAUUAACAUGGCCCGGUUUGUGCGAGUCAUGGAAUUCUGAGAAAUGACGAGAAGCAUCCAUAAAAUGCUGCACACACUUCGAUUCGAUCAAGUCAAGAUCAAUUAUUGCUUCCGACUUGUCCGUAUAUUAUCGAUACAGAUGUAAGUAUAUUUAUACUUGGAACUUAGAAAGGCCUAAAUGUUCUUAAAGCCAGUGUUUUUCAAAUUUUCAGCACUAAAGAAAGAAUGGCUGGGUGUGAAGAAACUAAAAAAGCACUUUCCAAUCAAGGCAGUUUGCCAAUAAUUAAAGAAUUUAAAGAUCUUAAGUACUUUACAAUAAUGACAAAUGGACAAAUAGAACGAUCAUAUGUAACAAUUUUAUUUUAAUUCCAACGAACAAUUACAAAUUGAACGUCGUUCGGAAAUCAAAAGUUUCGGAGCAAACAUUCUGUUCUAUAUAUUUAUUUAUUUUUCCUUUCUUUUUAAAUAAGAAUUUAUUGUUUUAGAUAAAAGUGACAAAAGUUUCAAUGGUGCGAUACUUUCAUUUGAAAUUCUGAUACGAUGCUUCUAUGAAUUUUCAAGCGAUUACUUUAGGCGCGAGUGUUUCUCGUGGCGCGUGAUUAACAAAGCAUUUUGUUCUUGUCCAAAAUUUUAAUGAAAUAUUAUCGACUUCUUUGUAUCAUAAGCUGUAUAAAAAAGAUGAGGUAACGGAAGUAAGUGUACCAUGAAAUGGUAAUUUUAGUUGUUUUGCGAGAUCGAGAGAGUAAAAGCGACUACAUUUUUCUAUUUGGAAAAGUUAGUUAUAUUCGUUGGGAUGUGUUGUAAUUUAAACGAGAAAAAGAAGAUGUCUGUUUUGUUUCUCAAACGUUGAAAAGAAGAAAGUAAACGAAAAAAAAAAUAUAUAUAUGUAUAUAUAUAUAUAUAUAUUUUUUUUUUUACGUUAUCAGACGCGACAAUGAAGAUCGUGCGAAUAGGUUUGCAUUUACAAGUCAUCGAGUUACCCAGCUAUCUAGGCGGGAUCCGCGAAUAAAAAAGUUAUUGGACGAUCGUAUUCGAAUAACGUCCACAAGAAAUAAAGUAUAUAUGUAUAAUUAUAAAUAUUUGUACAUAAUACCUGUAUUUCAUUCAUGAUGUUGCGAGUUCUGUGUAAAUUUUUCUUAAAGGUGUAAGAUUAAAUGUCUGGCGAAGCGAAGUGAGGAAGAAUUUUUGUAUUAUAGUAGGAUUAUGACAAGACGUAGGGAGUUGCAAGGUACAUAAGAGAAAUUUUUGUAAUUACCGAAUCGAUAUACAGCGGACGCUGAGAAGAGAAAACUGGCUGGCACCGAUUGUAACGAAGAAAGAAACUGAUAAUUUAAAUAUCGUGAAUUGUAAAACGAUGAAUACAUUGUGCGAGCCUCUGUUAUGUAUUUUAUAUAUAGAUUAUACAUAUUAUAUAUAUAUAUAUAUAUA